AUGUCACUCCAGCGUCUGCGCAGAUACAAGGGCGCAGAUACGAAUGUCUACCGCUCAUCGGAUGAUUCUUCGCCUUUUCCAGUUCGUUUGGGUUCUUUGCUGCUGAACUGGACCAAGGCCAGCUUCAGGAGCUCUCUAUGCCGUCGGAUCCUGGGCUUCCAGACUCUCACCCGCGUAUUUUCUCUACAAGCAUCGCCACGUGCUACGCGCAGCGACUACUGGAUUGCGAAGGCCCCCGAAAUGAUGCACCGGGAUUCAAAUUCGAGACUGCUGGGGCCUACCUACAUACAAUACGGAAAUACCGUUCCUGCCAGGCAACUGAUGAUUGAGUGCAAUGAGUAG
Molecule: messenger RNA, 342 nt
Organism: Gloeophyllum trabeum ATCC 11539
Lineage: Eukaryota; Fungi; Basidiomycota; Agaricomycetes; Gloeophyllales; Gloeophyllaceae
Exons: 2
Coding region: 1-342 (113 amino acids)
Source: RefSeq, a predicted model, not a curated record